AUGGCCGAGAAGCCAGCAGUUCUCAUAAUUGGAGGCCUGGGAUAUAUUGGACGGUUCCUUGCGCUCCACAUCCACAAGAACAAUCUUGCAUCAGAAGUACGAAUUGUUGACAAAGUGUUACCACAGCUGGCCUGGCUGGCUCCAGAGUUCGAGGAAGCUUGUGCGAACGACAAGUUUAUGCAGGCAGAUGCUAGCAAAGAGCAGUCUCUUCCUCGCAUAUUCGACCGAUCCAAUGGCAAGCAAUGGGACUAUGUUUUCAACUGCGGUGGAGAAACAAGAUAUUCUCAAGAAGAUGAGGUCUACAAGGUGCGCUCUUUGGCACUGAGCGUGGCUGCAGGGAAGGAGGCUGCAAAGCGCGGCGUCAAGGCCUUCGUAGAAUUGAGCACUGGUAUGGUAUACAAGCCCGACUCGCAACCGAGUAAGGAGGGUGAUAAACUGAAGCCAUGGAGCAAGAUUGCGGUGUUCAAGCUGCAGGCAGAAGAACAACUUGCAAAUAUUGAGGGACUCAACCUGAUCGUUGUCCGCCUUGCUCAUGUCUACGGCGAUUAUGCCUCUCAGUUUGUCGCAACCGCUCUCUCCUUGGCCAGAGUGUACCAACACCUUCACGGAGAGAUGAAGUGGCUUUGGACUAAGGAUCUUCGUGUGAAUACGGUUCACAUCGACGAUGUUACUCGGGGCCUUUGGUCGAUUGCAAAGUGGUAUGCCACACAAAAACAAAGUGGCUGGGACACUAAGUCUAUGGGCAAAGUACCAACAUUCAACAUGGUCGACAAAGGACAAACAUGUCAAGGGACGAUGGCCGAGAUCAUUGGGGAGCUGUUCGGAAUCGAAACUGGCUUUCAGGGUCAGCUCAUCAGCACUUUUGCAAGAUUGAACAUGGACAGUGUAGUGGAUGAUGUGAACGAUGAAGUUCUUGGUCCAUGGGCAGACCUCCUGGAAGAUGCUGGGAUCACUCGACCAGGACCACUGACUCCAUUCAUGGAGAAGGAGCUGCUGAAAGAUACCGAUCUGAGUAUGGACGGAAGCCGACUGGAGAGAGUUGUUGGUUUCGCCUACGAGAAGCCGAAGAUCACCAAGGAGCUGGUACAAAACGUAAUCGACAGCUACGUAAGAAUCGGCUGGUGGCCAGUCGCAAAAUAA
Cadophora gregata is the source of this 1140-nucleotide messenger RNA. RefSeq lists its product as uncharacterized. The record is from RefSeq and is a predicted model, not a curated record. The coding region runs from base 1 to 1140 and encodes 379 amino acids. NCBI's taxonomy places the organism in Eukaryota, Fungi, Ascomycota, Leotiomycetes, Helotiales, Ploettnerulaceae. The transcript has 3 exons.